Messenger RNA from Mangifera indica (mango), 1503 nucleotides. RefSeq names its product cyclin-D4-2-like. Bases 131 to 1204 code for a protein of 357 amino acids. The transcript has 6 exons. The record is from RefSeq and is a predicted model, not a curated record. Gene Ontology annotation, biological process: regulation of cyclin-dependent protein serine/threonine kinase activity; mitotic cell cycle phase transition. Gene Ontology annotation, molecular function: cyclin-dependent protein serine/threonine kinase regulator activity. Gene Ontology annotation, cellular component: cytoplasm; cyclin-dependent protein kinase holoenzyme complex; nucleus. NCBI's taxonomy places the organism in Eukaryota, Viridiplantae, Streptophyta, Magnoliopsida, Sapindales, Anacardiaceae.
CUCCUUUGGCUUUUAUCGUGGCUUGAUGAAAUGAAACAAUAUCGCUGUUGCCCACCAGGCCAUUCCAUUCAUUCAUCACAAACUAGUAAUUUUGAUUAACCUCUUCUUUGGUUUUAUUGAGGCACCCAAAAUGGCAGAAAAUCUUGACUUUGCAGACUUAAAUCUUUUGUGUUCUGAGUCCACUAUUGAUUUUGAUUGUGGUGAAGUCCCGGUUGAUGAGUUUGGGCUAUUACCCCAAAACAAUCUAAAUAUCAUCCCAGACUCAAACUUUAACUAUAUUAGAUCCGAUUCCUUGAUGGGUUUUCCUUUACUUAACGAAGAGAUUAUUAGAGAAAUGGUUCAGAAAGAGAAAUACUAUAUGCCUAAAGAUGAUUAUAUUGAGAGAUUGCGUUGUAGGGCUCUGGAAUGGAGUGUAAGAAAAGAGGCUCUUGAUUGGGUUCUCAAGGCUAGUCGACAUUUCAGAUUUGGACCAUUGAGUGUUUGCCUCUCUAUGAACUACUUCGAUCGGUUCCUAUCAGUUAAUGAAAUUCCUGAUACUGAGAAGGAUAAAGAUUGGACUGUGCAAUUGUUAGCUGUAGCUUGCUUAUCACUAGCAGCCAAAAUUGAGGAGACUGAAGUGCCUCAGUCAGUAGAAUUACAGGUGGGUAAACCCGAGUUUGUGUUUAAAGCUAAAACCAUACAAACAAUGGAACUUAUAGUGCUGAAUUCAUUGAAUUGGAGAGUGCAAAGUUUUACUCCAUACUCCUUCAUUGAUUACUAUCUGAGUAAGAUCAAUGAGGAUGAAAAUCCUUCAACAAUUUGCUUCUCAAAAUCAUCCGAGCUGAUAUUAAGCACCAUUAAAGGUAUCGACUUCUUGGAGUUCAGUUCUUCUGAAAUUUCUGCAGCAGUGGCUAUUUCCGUGUCAGCAGAUACUCAACCACAUGACAUUGAUAAGGCCAUGUCUAUGUGUUGUAAUAUACAUGUAAAAAAGGAAAAAGUGUUAAAGUGUGUUGAACUUAUUCAAGACUUGUCAUUGAAUGGUGGUUUUGAGACACAGAUUGUACCACAGAGCCCAGAUGGGGUGUUGGAUGCAGCUUGCUUUACCUAUAAGACUGAUGAAUUAACGGUUGGGUCAUCUGCAAAUUCUUCACCCGAUAUUAUUAUUGUCAGUCCUGAGUUUAAGAGGAGGAGACAAGAAGAACCAUCUCAUUCUCAAAAGAAUUAAAGGUUCAUGACAUUUAAGUUCUCCCUUGUACAAUCAAUCUGGUUUUUGGUUGUCCGAGAGAGAGAGAGAGAUAGAAUAGAAAAGUUUUUCAACAAAUGAAGUAAGGCGAACAUUAGAUUCAAGAGGGUUCCAAUUUUAAUGCUCAGAGCACGAGAAGAAAAAGAAUAGUCACCAGCAGUUUAUGGCUACAAUCUCAACAGCUAUAGCCUAUAGGCAUCAUAAGUGGAGAUUGGUUCACCAAUGUGUUUUGCUUAUUAAAAAACACAAUAAAAUAAGAAAUAAAAAUGGUGUUUAAAGUA